AUGUCCUUAGCUCGCUUUCGUGCGGUGCCAGGUCGCGUCCACUUGUUCAAUCUCUCCCCUGCCGCCAACUCUCAACAUAAACAAAAACGUGUCGGACGUGGCCAGGGCUCCGGAAGAGGCGGGACGUCAGGACGAGGACACAAGGGCCAGAAAGCGCGCUCAGGCAAUGGGAAGCCUAAGGCUGGCUUCGAGGGCGGUCAGACACCCAUCACAAAGCUUAUCCCGAAGCGAGGCUUCGUCAAUGCGGAAGGGAAAACUUGGGCACCCGUCAACUUGGACCGGAUACAACAUUGGGUAGACCAAGGCCGUCUGACGUCCUCACCAGAAAAGCCAAUCACUGCCCGAGAACUGCUGUCAAGCGGUUGCAUCCACAACGUUCAUGACGGCAUUAAGCUGCUGGCCAACGGCGUGGAGCAUCUCAAGACUCCCAUCCACAUCACACCGUCGCGGGCGUCCCAGAGCGCCAUCCGCGCCGUUGAGAAGAUCGGAGGGACAGUGAUAUGCAAGCAUUACAAUGCUCUCGCUUUGCGCGACUGUGUACACGGCCGGACAGACAGGACAGAGGCAGCCCCUACAAAUCGUAGAGACAUUCUCUGGUAUACAUCGUGGAAGAACCGCGGAUAUCUCUCACCUGUAGCCAUCAAGACUAUGCCGGCUGUCGAGGAGCGUCGGAAGGUGUUGUCUGAGCAGCUCACGAAGUACAAGAAGCAGGCAUUUGUGCAACAGAAGUAG
Messenger RNA from Rhodofomes roseus, 732 nucleotides. RefSeq names its product ribosomal protein L15. Gene Ontology annotation, biological process: translation. The transcript has 5 exons. Gene Ontology annotation, cellular component: mitochondrial large ribosomal subunit. The coding region runs from base 1 to 732 and encodes 243 amino acids. Gene Ontology annotation, molecular function: structural constituent of ribosome. The record is from RefSeq and is a predicted model, not a curated record. NCBI's taxonomy places the organism in Eukaryota, Fungi, Basidiomycota, Agaricomycetes, Polyporales, Fomitopsidaceae.